GAAAUUAGAAUUUUAGGGAUCAAAGUUUUCCAAGGGAUAAACUAGGGACCAAUGAUGUAAUUUUACUCCAUUUGAUGAAAUAUUGAGGAAACACAGCUGGCAUUCUUUUGCAUACAUUUCAAUUUGUUACACUCUAUUUCGCGUUCGUUCUUUGAAUUUGUUGAAGAGGGAGGUUGUGGAGGCAUUCCUAUCCUAUGCAUAUACACAGAUCAUUAAUUGUGGGUUUCCUUUUACUUUUUUUCUUCAAAUUGGAAAUUUAGGGCAUAAAGAUAUAUUACUUCUUUUUUUUUUUUUGAAAUUCUGGAAAGGAAGUAGAUGUGUGAGAGAUUUUUCUCGUUAUGGUAAUGAUAAAGAGGCAAAGCUUCCGAUUGUCAUCGACCCUAAUAUUAUUAUUACCGUACCAUCACCGACACCAACACCGCUUUUGUUUUAGGGGUGGUUGUGGCAGUGGUUUAAUGGCCGCCGCGUUCUCUUUGCUCGUUGGCAACAAAUACAAUGAUCCGUUCCUCCUAUUGCCAAUUUACAAGGCUCAGCCUGCCUCUAACCCUCAUGCAACUUACCCAUCUCAUCCAGGAAACCUUUCGUCCUUGUCAUCGACUGAUUCAAUUACCAAUGUCGGAAGAUGCAUGAAUUGGGGCCUGAAGGCUUGUUCGUUUGACAGUCUUGAAAGGCCUGACAACAACAUUAAUGGUAACAGUGCGCUGCGGAGGGCUCGGGCGUCUACUCCGUGCCUGUCUCACUUACUUCGUGAUUCGGAGAUCGGGCUUGAAGAUAACCGCGAUACUAGAUCGUUCAAUGGUGUUAGUGGUGGUGCUCCUCCUCCUUCUCCUUAUGGUGGCGCAUACUACAGGGGAAGCUCCCUUGGAUUCCCCUCUGACCAUCCUCUGCUCGACAAAAUCGUUGUCGCUGUUGAUGUCGACGAGGUUCUAGGAAGCUUUCUGUCAGCUCUGAAUAAAUUCAUGGCCGAUCGGUACUUGUUGAAUCACUCACUCUCUGAAUAUCAUGUCUAUGAGUUUUUCAAGGCCACAAUGUAUAUCAUCUCAGGGUCUGAUAACUGGUUGAAUGAUAAUGAUAUUGUUCUUAUUGUGACAGCUGACAUCCGUGUUCAUGAGUUUUUUAAGACAUCUUAUUUUAGGAUGGGAAUCCAUCCAAUUCCAGGUGCUCAGCAGGCUCUUCAAAACUUAUCAAAAUAUUGUAGUUUGUCCGUAGUGACGUCACGGCAGAAUGCAAUCAAGGAUCACACAAUUGAGUGGAUUGAGAAGCAUUAUCCCGGACUCUUUCAGGAGAUUCACUUUGGCAAUCACUUUGCUUUAGAUGGACAGUCUAGACCUAAAUCAGACAUUUGCAGGUAUUAUGCCUAUGAACUGCUAAUUCGUAAGAAAAGCACACCUGAAGCUAGGUAG
Molecule: messenger RNA, 1403 nt
Organism: Ilex paraguariensis (yerba mate)
Lineage: Eukaryota; Viridiplantae; Streptophyta; Magnoliopsida; Aquifoliales; Aquifoliaceae
Source: the annotation of a GenBank genome assembly